This is a messenger RNA of Sphenostylis stenocarpa, 606 nucleotides long. NCBI's taxonomy places the organism in Eukaryota, Viridiplantae, Streptophyta, Magnoliopsida, Fabales, Fabaceae. The record is from the annotation of a GenBank genome assembly.
AUGGAUGACAACCAACCAUCAAUAUCCUACCCCCGCACCCUACAUAGUUACCAAUCAACCAUGUCUACCCAAAUUCAAAAUGGUUCUUCUCAUCAUGGCUCCUCCUCCUCAUCGUCAUCACAGCACCCUCCCUCCAAUCAGCAACCACUAAGCCGUUAUGAGUCACAAAAACGGCGAGACUGGAACACCUUCGGGCAGUACCUGAAGAAUCAGAGUCCCCCAGUUCCUCUCUCCCAGUGCAACUUCAACCAUGUGUUGGAUUUCCUUCGGUACCUUGAUCAAUUUGGGAAGACCAAGGUCCACUUGCACGGUUGCAUCUUCUUUGGCCAACCAACUCCUCCUGCACCCUGUGCCUGCCCUCUUAGGCAGGCAUGGGGCAGCCUCGAUGCCCUCAUCGGCCGCCUUCGUGCGGCCUACGAGGAGCAUGGCGGCUCGCCGGAGACUAAUCCCUUUGGAGGCGGAGCUAUUCGGGUGUACCUUCGUGAGGUAAAGGAGUGUCAAGCAAAGGCUAGAGGGAUCCCAUAUAAGAAGAAGAAGAAGAAGAAGCGGAAUACAAUUCUUAAGGGGACUCAAAGUGCAAAAGAUAUCGAGCAACAAGCUUCUUGA